This is a messenger RNA of Loxodonta africana (African savanna elephant), 796 nucleotides long. RefSeq names its product interferon alpha-inducible protein 6-like. The record is from RefSeq and is a predicted model, not a curated record. The transcript has 5 exons. Gene Ontology annotation, cellular component: membrane; mitochondrion. The coding region runs from base 16 to 672 and encodes 218 amino acids. Gene Ontology annotation, biological process: negative regulation of extrinsic apoptotic signaling pathway in absence of ligand; apoptotic signaling pathway; negative regulation of mitochondrial depolarization. Lineage: Eukaryota; Metazoa; Chordata; Mammalia; Proboscidea; Elephantidae.
GCAGGCAGCGCACAGAUGCUGCCGGUGCACAGAGUUGAAGAAGACCAGGAAAAGGAAACUAGGAGGAGUGCAGGAAAUGGAAACUCUGACAGCGAUUGGCUGCCUGGGGCAGGGUGGAGGGUAGCCAAAUCGAUUAUAAAAAGCCAGCCUUCAGCCCGACAGCCUUUUCCUCGCCACUGCUCCAUCCAUCAGCAGAUCCUGGACAGGAAGAUUCUUUCUUCCCUUUUCCAAGGGCCUGCAACAAAGCCAGUGCGCGGCGCCACCAUGCGGCAGAAGGCGGUAUCGCUCGUUCUGUGCUACCUGCUACUCUUCACCUGCCUAGGAGUGGAGGCAGGCAAGAGCUCCGAUGACAGGUCAAAGGACAGCGGCUCUGGGUUCUGGGAUGCCCUGCCCUACAUGGUGGUCGGAGGAGGGCUCAUGGCCGCGGGGUUGCCGGUGCUGGGCUUCACCAGUGCCGGCAUCGCCGCCAACUCCAUGGCCGCCUGGAUGAUGAGCUGGUCUGCGGUGCUGAACGGUGGCGGUGUGCCUGCUGGAGGCCUGGUGGCCACUCUCCAGAGCCUCGGGGCUACCGGUGGCGGCAGUGCCGUCAUGGCCAAGGUUGGUGCCGGUCUGGGCUACGUGGCCCAUAAGACCCUUGCCAGUGGGAAGGAAGAAGGGGAUGAUGAGGAGUAGCAGCAGCUCCCAGGACUCCCUCCUUCCUCCUUGCCCUCCCUCUUCCAGUUGGAGUUCAGAGCUUUCUUGUCAGUCUCCUCAAUGACCUAGAUGAGAAAACAAAAUAAACUCCUCUUAGAAAACA